Cynoglossus semilaevis (tongue sole) is the source of this 2964-nucleotide messenger RNA. RefSeq names its product kelch-like family member 22 (gene klhl22). Gene Ontology annotation, molecular function: protein binding. The record is from RefSeq and is a predicted model, not a curated record. Gene Ontology annotation, biological process: proteasome-mediated ubiquitin-dependent protein catabolic process; positive regulation of TORC1 signaling; protein monoubiquitination. Gene Ontology annotation, cellular component: nucleus; Cul3-RING ubiquitin ligase complex; mitotic spindle. Lineage: Eukaryota; Metazoa; Chordata; Actinopteri; Pleuronectiformes; Cynoglossidae. The transcript has 7 exons. Bases 825 to 2798 code for a protein of 657 amino acids.
UAUCUCAAAGUUCGAUUUUUUUUUAAAAAUACUGCGUCGUAGAAAAAUUUUUUAUUAUUUUUAAAAAAAAACGUAGUAACGACAAAUAUGUCACAGUGAACACGAGUUGUCAUUUAAAAAAAAACACAAAAAAAAACAGGAGGAAAUGUCUCCCUCUUGUGUCCGACAGACGGAGUUACAGCACGUGGACUUUCUUCCCAAUGUUAGAAAUAUUUAACAGCUCAACGAAUAAAAUAGUGUUUGGACCACGUGACGAGGCCUGUCCUGGUACUUCAGUCGACGUGUACUGUCAAAUAUUACUGCGUCGGGGAAACGUGUACUUCUAUCAGUUCAGGUAAAUGUAAACUUAAAAAAAAAUGGAAAAAAACAACCGCUUCAGUGACUAGCUCUCUGAUUGGCCUUUUCUCACAAAGGAGGCGGGACCUAUGCGGAGCGACCAAUGGGUAACGACGUCAUCACGAGGAAGUCAACAGAGUUGUUUUGAUCUGUCAAAAAAUUAGAGGCGACUUAUGACGUGAUUUUUUUUUUUUACCCCGCGUUUCCGCGUGACAAAAACCACAGACAGAACAGACAGUUACUUGACAGACAUUUUAUUUAUUUAUUUUAUUAAUUUAUUUAUUUACUCUUCACCGCGUUCGCUGUUUUUACCCUGCGGUUCGGCCGUUAGCUAAGCUAAGCUAAGCUAAGCUAAGCGAACCUAACUGACGUUUACCGACUCUUUUAACUUCUCUCGUUUCGCGGGUCUUAAAACGUCUCUGUCUGUGUCCGGUCACCGGACCGAAAGGCGGCGCCAGCCGCUGGCGUUUUAGCCCUCGAGUCAUGUGAUGGACACCGCGGACACGACGGCGGCCAUGAAGCCCAAAGACGAGGACCGGACCGCGGCGGAGGGCGGCGAGCCGAGUCCGGGAGGAGGAGGAGGCGGAGGCGGAGGCGCGGGCGGAGGCUCCGGCUCGGCGGGUCGCCAGGACCGGCAGAGCUACAGGAGUUCGGCCCACUUCCGGAGCCUCCUGGACGGCCUGCUGGCUCUCCGGGAGGGGGGCGUCCUGUUUGACGUGGUGCUGCUGGUGGAAGGUCGAGCCAUCCCCGCUCACCGCGUCCUCCUGGCGGCCUCUUGUGAUUACUUCAGGGGGAUGUUCGCCGGAGGCCUGCGGGAGAUGCAGCAGAAGGAGGUUCCCAUUCACGGAGUUUCGUACGUGGGCAUGAGGAAAAUCCUGGACUACAUCUACACCUCGGAGAUCCAGCUGGACCUGGACAGCGUCCACGAAGUCCUGAUCGCCGCCACCCUGGUCCAGCUGCAGAACGUGAUCGGCUUCUGCUGCGACUUCCUGUUCUCCUGGCUGGACGAGAGCAACAUCCUGGAGGUCCUCCGUCUGGCCGACCUCUACGGACUCCAGCAGCUGAAGGCCCAGAUCCACGUCUACCUUCUGAGGAACAUCAAGGCCCUGUCCCGCACGGAGGCGUACCGCCGGCUGCCACAGGAGGCGGUGUUCCGGGCGCUGAGCAGCGACGAGCUGGCGGUCCACACCGAGGACGAGGUCUACGAGGCCGCGCUCCGCUACCACUGCAGCCCCGAGGAGCUGGAGGACGAGGAGGUCUACGCGAAGGUCACCGCUCAGGACAAUCCCAAGAUGGCGGACGCCGUGCGUUUCAGCCUCAUAGAGAAACAGACGCUGCAGAGGCUCCUGGGACGCCUGGACCGGGGUCUCCUGAAGGACUCGGUGGCCGCCGCCCUGCGUUACCACGAGCAGGAGAUCUGGCAACCCGUCCUGCAGACGCCGCUGACGCAGCCCCGCUCCACCUUCCGCUGCGUCCUGGGCUUCGGCGGCAUGUUCUCCUCCAGCUCCCUGGUGGACAACGAGCACCUGUUCCAGGUCUUCCACCCCACCUGGGGGGAGUGGAGGACGCUCCCCGCCGCCGUCGCCCCCCGGAUGUCAAACCAGGGUAUCGCAGUGCUCAACAACUUCGUGUACCUGAUCGGAGGAGACCGCAACACCAGCGGGUUUCGAGCCGAGACCCGAUGCUGGAGGUACGACCCCCGUCACAACGCGUGGUGCCCGAUCUCGCCGCUGCAGCAGCAGCACGCCGACCACUGCGUGUGCGUGGCGGGCGGACACAUCUACGCCAUCGGGGGGCGGGACUACAGCAACGCCCUGGACACGGUGGAGCGCUACGACCCGCGCACCAACAAGUGGGAGUUCGCGGCGCCGCUGAAGAGAAAGGUCUACGCCCACGCGGGGGCAGUGUCGGGGGGCAAAAUCUACGUAACCUGCGGGCGCCGAGGCGACACGUACCUGAGGGAAACCUACUGCUUCGACCCGGCGGCCAAUCACUGGACGGCGUGCGCGGAGGGGCCGGUGGAGCGGGCGUGGCACGGCAUGGCCGCCGUCAACGGGUCCGUCUACGUGAUCGGAGGAAGCAACGAUCAGCAAGGCUAUCGGCGCGACGUCCUGAAGGUGGCGUGCUUGGACACCUCGAACAACUCCUGGUCUCUGGUCUCCCCUCUCCCCAGUGGACACGGAGAACCGGGCGUCGCCGUCCUGGACGGUCGCAUCUACGUCCUGGGUGGACGUUCGCACAACAAGGGCAACCGGAUGAAGUACGUCCACGUUUACGACAGCGGCGCCGACCAGUGGCGGAACGGCACCGACUUCAAGGAACGGGUCUCUGGGAUGGCGGCCUGUGUGGCGCUGGUGCCUCCUGCCGUGAUCGGCCAGGCCAGGAGCUGGGAGCAGCGCACCAAGGCAUCAUGGGAGGAGGAGGAGGACAUGGACAACUCCGAGGACUCCAGUGAGGACUGAGCGCCCCCUGGAGGACGUUUUUUGCUGUGGCUGCCCGACGUGUCCCUGUUUUGCGUGUUGAUGGUUUUUUUGGAGAUCGUCUGAACUUUUUAGACGGAUAUUUUUAUCACUGGAGUGGACUGGACUGGACUGAACUGGACUGGACUGGACUGGUGUGGUCUAGACU